AUGCCACCACCUUUGCCGCUAAGAGUCAAUGAUACUUCCACAGGUAGGAAUGAUCAGCUUCCACCUUACUAUUCAAGUCAGGAACGAAACAACGCACCAGACUUGCAUCAACAGCAGAGACAUGAUUUUCAUCAGUUUCAGAACGGCUCUUAUCCUCGGGCCCCUUCUAAUUUCCAAUCUCAGGGACAGAGUUUUCAACCACAAUACAUUGAGCAAAAUCCAGACCAUUUCAAACAACAAACCCCAGGCCCAAUUGGCGCUUCAUUCAUGAUUGACGGGAAACCCUAUCAAGCUUCAAUGCAAACAACCACAAUAGAUGGCGUGCAGAAUCAAUUCGUUACUCUUAGGCAACCUGAUGGAACAGUAAAUUUCGUCAACAUGACAACACUGAAUGUUGUAGGUGCAUUGGGCAACACUUUGAAUAUGUCAUUUCAGGGAAUGAACAUUAAAGGUAACAGUAUUGAAAGUGGCAGCUUCAAUACAAGCACUACCACGGCGUAUCCUCAAUUUCAUCCAGGUGAUGGGUACAAUGGUCCAAUUUCUAUUCCUGGCUCGGUGGUGUCCCAGAUGUCAGGAGUAUCCAAUGUUAAUGGUGUAAUGCAAGGUGGCUCGACUGCCUUUGUAAAUGGCUUUCCGGUUCACGCUAUGAAUAUGGAGACUCAACCCAACUACCUGGCGAUGUGGAAUGGAGAGGAUUAUUCAUACGAUGCUUCUAGGGAAAAUCAAAGAAGUUCUUUGAGGAAAACUAUUAAGAGGUUAUUCAGGUAG
Molecule: messenger RNA, 768 nt
Organism: Sungouiella intermedia
Lineage: Eukaryota; Fungi; Ascomycota; Pichiomycetes; Serinales; Metschnikowiaceae
Source: the annotation of a GenBank genome assembly